AUGAAAUUUCAGACUUCUGGUAGUCAUGUUUCACAAGCGAUUCUCACUGCCGCUCAGCCUUUCUAUCAUUCGCCUGGUGUUUCGCCGCAAGAAUUUCAGCCAGAUCGUCCGAUUGGCUAUGGUGCCUUUGGUGUGGUUUGGUCAGUGACAGAUCCGAGAAGUGGCAAACGUGUAGCGUUAAAAAAGAUGCCAAAUGUCUUUCAGAAUCUCGCUUCAUGUAAACGCGUCUUUCGUGAAAUACGCAUGCUUUCAAGCUUCAAACAUGACAAUGUAAGUUCGCCAUUUAUAUUCUCACUCGCCAUUUAUAUAAAUAUUCACUUAUUUCAUCGUAAACUUGUUCAUUUCUUCCCCAUAUGUGUAUCUAUUUGGUCUUUGUCCAGCUAG
This is a messenger RNA of Anisakis simplex (herring worm), 384 nucleotides long. The record is from the annotation of a GenBank genome assembly. Lineage: Eukaryota; Metazoa; Nematoda; Chromadorea; Rhabditida; Anisakidae.